GAAAUAUAUAAACGUUGAGAUGUUCUGCCAAGAGGAUGCGUUUUUGGAAGAUUCAUUCUCAUCAGCAUCGUCUUCACUUUGCAUCCGCUCUCUUCAGUCACUCACUAUAAGAACCAUAAUUAAAUACCAAUUACAUAAUAUUAUAGAACAAAAAAAAUACCAACAAAAUCCACCAAGAUGCGUUCCGCCAUCGUCUUCACGGCCUUCAUCGCCACGGCUCUCGCCGACUGGAGCGCCACGAGCGCUUCGUGGCCCACGAAGACGGUAGCGCCGGCGUCGCAAGAUGACUGCGCCAACAGCUGCCAGUACGAUUACGACGAGUGCUGUGGCGCUCCUGGAGCCAACCUGUCGACAUGCAGCUCUGAAUAUGCAGAGUGCUUGGGCUACAACUCCUUUGACGGCCAGCAGCACGACUACGAGGAAAAGCAAAAGACCACCACCGAGUGCUCCACAAAGCCCACUGCCACUGCCACUGCCACUUGGGCUUCUCACUUUACUCCUCCCCCUACACCGGCGCCGCCCCCUUAUCCCAAGGUGGACUGCAAGCACGUCAAGGAGUGCACAGAUGAGGUCGACAAGUGCAGAACCAAGCCGGAAGCCAACCAGGCUGAGUGCUCUGCCGACUACGCCAAGUGCCUCGGCUUCAACCCGUUCACAACUGAUGGCGCGAACUUGCUCAAGAAGUGUGAAGAGGAGGGCUACAAGCCUGGCCGCAACGAGACUGGACCGCCUCACCCUAAGCCUCCUCCUGUCAUUGUGUCUGGUGCCUCAAGCGUGAAUGCAUUGGGAUUCGUUAGCUUACUUGCUGCUGCUGCUGCCGCUGCUCUUCUGUAAAGGAGUGAACUUGGGUGAACAUUUAUAGACUUGGAGUUUUGGUUGUUGGAUGACAAUUGUUCAUGGACACCAGGGGUUAAUAAUAAACAGCUGCAGUCGCCCACCCAUCCAUACACCGGGAAUGACCUUUAGAGCAUAAAUAUUAAUAAAUUUCCUUUCCGUUCUCGUCUCGAAUUUUCCUCUUAGUGUUUGUGUAAUAAUAACGAGUAGCUCUUUUUGGCCGAGUCUUGUGCUGUGUAAGAGAAGCACCGCGUCGUCGCAUCGAUCAGACCCAAUCU
Trichoderma asperellum CBS 433.97 is the source of this 1112-nucleotide messenger RNA. RefSeq lists its product as uncharacterized. The record is from RefSeq and is a predicted model, not a curated record. NCBI's taxonomy places the organism in Eukaryota, Fungi, Ascomycota, Sordariomycetes, Hypocreales, Hypocreaceae.